This is a messenger RNA of Clarias gariepinus (North African catfish), 3549 nucleotides long. RefSeq lists its product as uncharacterized. NCBI's taxonomy places the organism in Eukaryota, Metazoa, Chordata, Actinopteri, Siluriformes, Clariidae. The transcript is spliced from 17 exons. The record is from RefSeq and is a predicted model, not a curated record. Gene Ontology annotation, molecular function: protein binding. The coding region runs from base 179 to 2779 and encodes 866 amino acids.
GCCACGCCCAUUGUUUACUUUCAGCGGAUCAUGAUAGAAGCUUUUAAACAAUGGAAAACACAUAUCCUUAAUGACGUAACAAUCGAUCCGCCAGCCUGACGAGAGCUUUAAAAAAUAUAUAUAUAUUUAUUUCGGAUUAAAUGACAGGUUUGGGAUUAAGCAGUUUAAAGCAGAUUUAAUGGCGUCUUCAGCGACGCUCGGUCAGUUCAUGAGCUCGCUCAGUGAAAUGGGUUUCACUGAGGAACAGAUUCAGGCUGCAGUUCAGGCUGGUUGUUUCUCAGUGCCAGAAGCAGCUGAAUGGAUUGUGCAGGGUGGCGGUCCGAGACACACACUUAUGCCACGGCCCGGACCAAUUACAAAUGCUAUCGCUGCUUUUAAUCCUCCUAAAGAUGCUCGAGGAGCUCAGACAGAGGGAAGAGGAGCUGAUUUGGUGCUGCACCAUCCUACAGCAGAAAGUGAACCCAUAAAGUCUCGAAUAAAGCAGAACGAUGACUUUCUCGCUCAGGAGAGACAGAGAGCAGCAGAACACGCCCGGGCCGAGAGAAAACAAAACACACAGGAGCGAGAGUUAAUCCUGAAAAGAAUAGCAGAAGAUCGCCGUGUGCAGCAGGAGAAACACACCGCCACUCCAAUCGUUAGCGAACCAGAGAAACCCAUUGAACGAGUCCAGUGCAGCACACACACCAACUGUGUCCUAAUGAUCCGUCUCCCUUCUGGCGAGUCUUUGCGAGUGUGUUUUCCGGCAGAUUCACCUCUUCAGGACGUCUAUAACCACGUCACUUCCCUCCAUCCAUCUCUUCCACCCUUCACAGUUUUUCAUGGUUUUCCUCGUCGGCGCUUCAGCGAUACCGACCUGUCACUGACGCUGCACUCUCUCGGUUUAACGCCGAACGCCACGCUAGUCCUUCAGGCCAGCGCUCCUUCUGAUAUCUCCAUCCCUGCCGCUAUCCAUGAUCCUGAACCACCUCGGAGUGACCCUCCUGCCCUGCAGCAGGCAAAUGAGUUACCCCCACCUGUAGCUCCACCCCAGUUUCAACCGCUACACUGGGACGACAUGGUGCAAGCCGGGAUUGUUGAACCUCGUCACCGCUGGGGUCGUGGACAGAGACUGGUAACAGGAGAAGAAGGUGAUGAUGCUGAAGAUGCUGAUGUUCAAGAGCAGGCACAGGAAGAGAUGAUUGCUAUACCUCGUCUUCCUUUCUUCAACGAGUUCAGAGAUCAGGAUCAACAUUACUGGCCUGAUCAGGGAAACCGACUCGGGGACCCAAAUGCGGCAGUAGAUCCAGCACAGGGUAGAGUUUUACCCGGUGAGGCAGCAUUACAGCGUUUACAAAGAAAUGAUCAACAGCAUCAUCAUCAGGAUGAGUCUCUGAUUCCCCUCAAGAAACCAUGCACUGUGCCCAAACUCAUCACCAUGGCAACACAAGCUUCCGUCUCCCUCACCAGCGCACCGUAUAUGCAGUUUGUCAGCAGUUUUUCAUGUUUGACCCCAGAGCUGGCCGAGCGUUUGUUGGGUCACAUGAUCUCAGAUCGCCUGCUGAACCCUAAAACUCUCCAGCUCUUUAUUGGCUGCUCGCUUGGGACGCUAACAUUAAACAGUUACCCGUACACCACCAACACACUGCUGCAGCAACUCAGCACGUUUACGCACCUCACACACCUCAGCCUGGUCAACUCACCACUGAUUACUGAUUGCGGGCUGUCCGUGUUGUGUAAAUUGGUGAAGCUCCAGUAUCUCAAUCUUUCAUCCUGUACUAAACUUACUGACGGAUGUUUAUACCACAUGACAUCUCUCAGGUCCUUGUGUGUGCUGUUUCUGGAUCACACCAAAGUAAGUGAUGCUGGUGUGCUGGUCUUCCUUCAGUCAUCUCCUCCUGCACUCGUUCACCUGAGUUUAAACCAAACCGCUGUCACUGAGGAAACGCUGACUGCACUGCCCGUGUGUGUACCACGGCUGCGCCAGCUCAGCAUAACACACACCAGGGUGUGUGACGUGUCUGCUCUGGCCCAUCUGCCCGAUCUGCAAACUGUUCACCUUGACUUCACUCAGGUUAAGGAAGGAUCACUGCAAUGUCUUUCAACACACCGCAGUCUAACAUCACUCAGUCUUCACGGUGUUCCUGUCAGUAGCGGUGAUCACACACUCGAGAUCCUCUCAGGGCUGAAUCUGACUCAGUUAACACUUCCUGGCCGUCACUCAGUGACUGAUACUGGGCUGUUCUUCCUCUGCACACACACUUUGCUCUCUGAACUCGACCUAAGCGACUACACACACAUUACUAACCAAGGAAUCGCACACUUGGGAAAAAUGACUCGGCUGAAGAAGCUUUCAUUGAGUAACACUCCGCUCACAGAUGUGGGCUUGUCCGCCCUCUCCACUCUCACUCUGCUGGUAGAUGUUUGUCUAAACCGAACAGCUGUGACAAGCCGCGGAGUCACUGACUUCAUCAUUCGCCUGCCUUACCUACAGGUUCUAGGUUUGUCCUGCACACAGGUGGGAGAUUCAGUGCUAAAAGCUUUACCUCGUUGCACUGAACUGAUCAAGCUUAACCUGAGCAAAACGCGCAUCACUGACCGGGGAUUAAAAUUUCUUCAUGGUAUGACACUGAGUCAGGUAAACCUGGACGGGACCGGUGUGACUGCAGGGGGCGUGGUCAACCUGAACUCCGCCUCUUCUCACCUAAUCAGCAUCCGUGCUAAUAACACACGACCGCUCCCUGCUGAACAGCAAAGUGACGAUGAUGAUGGUGGUACUCAUGAAGAUCUGCCAUUACAAUGAGGCAGCUCUAGUCAAGCUAUUAUUGUGCAUGCGCACACACACACACACACACAAAUAUAUCCUAGAGUUUUUCAAUAUAAGCAAAGCCUUUUAAUUUUUUUAUAUUAGUUGCGCUUUCUUAUUCCUGCAAUUUAGGACACAUCUUAAUCAUGCACAUAAUUACAUAGUAAUAGUUUUACUUAUAUUUAAAACACAUACCAAAAUAGCUUUACAAAACACACACAUAAACACACACAAAUGCAAUAAUUUAUUAACAUGAUAUAGUUGCAGAUGGACUGGAUUUGUUUAGCAUGACCCUCUACUUAUAAUCUAGGUUUUGAAGUUACCCAGGAGGCUCUGCCUGAAAGCAAGGGUUUCAGCACCCAUAGAAUUCAAAGAUAGACUCAUUUACAGAUGGUAUUACUGCAUGAAUGAUGUUAUUUUUGCUAAAUCUUUAGGUAAAGAUCAGUUCAGGCAGUCUGCCAAAUCACUGAAAACAUGCUUACUUGCAAAUAUCCCAUUAGUUAGGUACAUUUAACAUUUUACUCAAUAAACUGUGUAACUAGAGUGCAUUUAGAGUAUUAUAAGUUGUGCCAUGCUAUUCAGAAUUACAGAGUUAAAUUUGUUAAUUAUAAUUCUGUAAUUAAUAGAUUGGUUGGUUGAUUGAUUGUCUACAUCAAAGCAAAUUUUAAGAAUCAGCUCAAGAAACGGUAUUUUACACAGUACUAAUUAUUUAAGACUGUUAAGCCUGAAUCUGCAAAAUGUUACUUAAUAAAAUCUAUAUUUUUAGA